Messenger RNA from Haliotis rufescens (red abalone), 1473 nucleotides. RefSeq lists its product as uncharacterized. The coding region runs from base 270 to 950 and encodes 226 amino acids. NCBI's taxonomy places the organism in Eukaryota, Metazoa, Mollusca, Gastropoda, Lepetellida, Haliotidae. The transcript has 5 exons. The record is from RefSeq and is a predicted model, not a curated record.
GGACGAUAUUGGAUCACCUCAUAACAUGCGCAUGCGUCUAAACAGUUAUGAACGAUGGUGGGGAAUACCCGGCUGUGGUAGGGGAAUACCCGCGCAGGUAGAUAAAACUUUCAUGUCAGAAUGAAGUGUAGUCACUCUUUUGCUGUCGUCCAAGGAGGCAACAAUAUCGGUCCCGACAUCCUGCACACUGUUCCUCACACAGCUAGCGGGAUCACUAUUAGUUGUCUUGAGGCUUACAGGACCGAGUUUGAAAACGGAUAAAAUCCAACAUGGCUGAUCACCUUUCCUUCCUAGGAUGUGGAGUACUGCUUAUUUGGUAUAUUGCCGAAUCGAGCUGUAAGCCGACUUGUGGAAAGGAGUUGUACCUCGAUGAGGCUACAGGCAACUGUGACCAUUGUAGUGAUAUCUGUCAACACGCUGUAAUCCAGAAAACAGUUGACAAGUGCCACAACAAGUGUCCAGGUUACCUCGAGGCUGUCAACGAAAGGCCGUGCCUAUCCACGCAGUACUAUGACGUAGUAGUUGGGCGAUGCGAGGAGUGUGACGCGUUAUGCAGACACGCCCAGCAGACAGGCCAACAGGAACAGUGCAACCGACAUUGUCCAGAAUGGACAACUGCAAAUGUUUAUGGCAUUAGUGCAACUACCUUCACGUCAUAUUAUGCAAACGGAUCAACAGAGCCUGAAGGACAUACGUCAGUAGGCAGUCGUCAUAAUAUUCCGCUGAUUGUCCUCGGAAGCUUAGCUGUGGUAGUUGCUGUUGUAAUGAUGGCCAUUGUGAUACACAAGAUAAGACCUGAACUGUCCAGACGAAUUACCCACAGACUGACCAAGGCAAAAUGCACCAAGAGUGGGACACAAGAGCACGGGCAGGCACAGGAGGAAAUGCAGAGAUUAAGUGUUCCUGAAAACGAAAGACCCUCGCCUCCUGCACCUGACCUAAACACAUAGCUGUCUGCAUUGUCAACGCUCAUUCAGCUGCUGAUCAGCUGUUGUAGCAGUCUGACAUUGAUAUGACUGACUGAUUUGGUGACAGUGUUAUACGCAGUGAUAAGAGCGCACAAUAUUCGGUGCUGAAAAUACACAGGGCAAGAUUCAACACUUCCUCGUCAUGGCGCAGAAUCAUGCCUAACAUCCGAGAAAGGAUUAGAAGGAGAGAAUAUCUCUGGAUAAAGGCCUCGUUGUUGUUCAAGACCGCCCCAAAUCCAAUAACCUCUGUUACUUUGUAUGGUCAAUGUCCCCAAAAUGGAAAUGCAACUCAGGCUUGAAAAAAGUGACCCACGAUGUUUAUAUGGCGGUAUUACCAAACGAAAGUAACCCAAGCAAUAUAUAAUUUCUGACAGGUCUUUAACGCGAGGACAAGUCAAACGGUGUAAACGUGCUCUACAUGUACAUGCUAUUGUAUAACUAAUCUACCUUUGACACGAUUGCCAGUCAAACGGUAUACAGAUGCACUGCAUACAUACGAUUGAUA